CGGAAUCUUACUCUCUCUCUCAAUCCUCCUCCCGUUUCUGUUCAAAAUCGUUAAUCUUUUGGAUCAAAUGGAUAAAGUUCAAUCCGCAUCAGACUGACCCACUUGCCCCUUUUCCUUCCUUUAUAUGUCUACCUCUUCUGCCUGCUUCUCCUUCUCCCUUCUCCCAACUUUUAUUCAGGAAUAAGAAACCUCCACGUCUUCCUUCUCCUUAUUUUCUCUGUUUCAUCGCUUGUUUUUGGUCUUUUCUUGCAUUUUUGGUUCAAACUUGAAAGAUCUCAGGUGGGUUUCUUUCGCUGGUUUUGAGGGGCUUCUUCCUGGUUUUCGUUUUCUUGUUGCGUACUCGAUUCUGCUUAAACAGAGAUUUAAAUUGGUGCCAUUCUUUUGUGGGGCUCUUCUAUUUUAUGCUGACAAUCUCUGGACGGCCGUUUGAUUUCUCCCGCGCCAUGGCUUGUUCGUUGAAGACUGGUCUCUCUGUUUCAGGGCUGAAGGAUCGUUCGUGUUACUCUAAUUCAUCUGGGGUUUCUGGGUUUUCUACUUCUGUUUGUGCUUCCAGUUUAAAAGUGUCAAAGCAGCCGGGGUUUCCUGUUUUGAGCGUCGAUUUCUUGGGGAAUGCUGUAGUGAUUUCGGAUCGAAAUGGUAUUAGAAACUCGAACGCUGAAUCCCCAAAUAGACUGACCGUUUAUGCACAGGCAUCGAUUUGUGUAAGCCGAGCUCGGAGAUGGUGGGAAAAAACCCUGAAACCUAACAUGGUUGAGAUCCACUCUGCACAAGCCCUUGUGGAUGUAUUGCUUGAUGCUGGCGAUAGAUUAGCCAUUAUUGACUUCUAUUCCCCUGGCUGUGGAGGUUGCAAAGCCCUUCAUCCCAAGAUCUGUCAACUGGCUGAAUUGAACCCUGAUGCAAUUUUUCUGAAAGUUAACUUUGAGGAGCUCAAAACCAUGUGCCAAGCUCUCCAUAUUCGUGUUCUUCCUUUCUUUAGAUUCUAUAGAGGUGGAGAAGGUCGUGUCUGUAGCUUCAGCUGUACAAAUGCAACUAUUAAGAAAUUCAAGGAUGCAUUGGCUAAACACGGAAGCGACCGGAGUAGCAUCCUUCCAGCCAAAGGAUUAGACGAAUCGGAGCUCGAACGGUUAGCAAUGGCAGGUGAAUUAUCAUCAUCAAAUCUGAAGGAAAGAACAUUGGAGGAUGUAGUUAUGAAAGAAAUGGAUUGUUAUGGUUCUUGGGGAACAUCAGGCAAUAAAAUGGAAGUCAUGGAAGAGAACAACCUGAUUCUUAAGGUGUGAAGGAAGCUAUAAUGGGAGUAAUCCAAGCCAGAUUGAAAGAUCA
Molecule: messenger RNA, 1320 nt
Organism: Cucurbita maxima (winter squash)
Lineage: Eukaryota; Viridiplantae; Streptophyta; Magnoliopsida; Cucurbitales; Cucurbitaceae
Product: thioredoxin-like 1-1, chloroplastic
Exons: 4
Coding region: 402-1277 (291 amino acids)
Biological process (GO): cell redox homeostasis
Source: RefSeq, a predicted model, not a curated record